Stegostoma tigrinum is the source of this 5202-nucleotide messenger RNA. RefSeq names its product zinc finger protein 501-like. The record is from RefSeq and is a predicted model, not a curated record. Gene Ontology annotation, molecular function: DNA-binding transcription factor activity; RNA polymerase II cis-regulatory region sequence-specific DNA binding. Gene Ontology annotation, biological process: regulation of transcription by RNA polymerase II. The coding region runs from base 1 to 1395 and encodes 464 amino acids. The transcript has 4 exons. Lineage: Eukaryota; Metazoa; Chordata; Chondrichthyes; Orectolobiformes; Stegostomatidae.
AUGGAACGUGGUAACUCAACAGCGGCCCUGACCGAUGUCCUGUACAACCCCCAACAUGACCCUCCCGACUCCUGUGACCAACGCACUGACUUCUGCAGCUCCUCGGUUCAAACACGGCAAAAGGAGCUGGGCAAAAGAGUGACAGGCCUUGGCUUCGAGGUUACAUUCAUACCGAGUGUGGCAUCAAGGAGCCCCGAGCCAAUCAGUGUGGGCGUCAGGAGCAAACGCUCCACAGAGGGAGGAAACAACACUGGGGUUUGCGCAGGCGCCACCGGGCACUGCCGUGCCGGCGACUGGGUGAGUGCGCAGACGCAGCAGUGCCGGCACGGGCGCACGCGCUUCUGCACGUCCACAGCCGCCAUUUUCCCGCCGAGAGGAAGGAGGAGGAGGAGCGGCAACGUCGCCGCUAGCGGCGGAGCCCCUCCGCGGAGACUUCCACACACCGGCAGCGACAUCGCGAAGCUGCAAUCGGCAAUGGAGGGUGAGGGGCAGCAGCAGGCGUCGGAGGCCCCUGCCGGACCCUCGGGCGAGGGGUCGGGCCCCAACUUCCAGUGCUCGGAAUGCGGCAAGCUGUUUCGCUGGGCGUGUGUGCUGGAGACGCACCAGAGGUACCACAGCGGCGAACGGCCCUUCGAGUGCCCGGUCUGCGGCAAGGGAUUCGCCACGUCCGGCAACCUGGCGGACCACCAGCGGGCGCACAGCGGCGAGCGGCCAUUCCGGUGCCCGCUGUGCGGGAAGCGCUUCGUCUCGUCCAGCAACCUAAUCGCCCACCGGCGCACGCACACCGGCGAGCGGCCGUACAAGUGCACGGUCUGCGGCAAGGGGUUCGCGGCGUCACCGAAUCUGGCCGUGCAUCAGCGCACCCACACCGGCGAGCGGCCCUACCGCUGCACCGACUGUGGCAAGGCCUUCGCCGAGUCUGGAAAGCUGUCCCGGCACCGGCGCAUCCAUGGUGGCCGGCGUCCGUUCGCCUGCCCGGUGUGCGGCCGCGGCUUCCUGGAGCAGGGCAGGUUGGCGCAGCACGAGCGGCUCCACGCCGGGCACCGCCCUUUUGGCUGCGGCGCCUGUGGCAAGGGAUUCGCCAGUGCCGGCGGCCUGCUGGCCCACCAGCGCACCCACACUGGCGAGCGGCCGUUCCGCUGCGCCGCCUGCGGCAAGGGCUUCGUUACCUCCAGCAACCUGAGUGCCCACCAGCGCACCCACACUGGCGAGCGGCCGUUCCCCUGCGCCGCCUGUGGCCGCGCCUUCCUGGAGCCCAGCAAGCUAGCCCGCCACCGGCGCGUACACACCGGCGAGAGACCCUUCCUGUGUGCCGCCUGCGGCAAGGCUUUCACCCGCGCCGGCUCACUGCGAAGCCACCAGCGACUGCACGGUCCCACCGCGGUGGCCGUUUGAGUGUGCGGCACGCUCGCCUUUGCGCCCACUGUGCCCUCUUUGUGGAGGUUUACAGCACAGAUACAAACCUGUGCUGACCCGGAAAGCCUAAGUUAAUCCGGCCCCGUUUGCCAGCAUUUGGCCCCUAUCACUCGAAACCCUUCCUAUCCAUGCACCGAUCCGGAUGCCGAAUAAAUGUUGUCAUUGUCCCUCCAGCAUGUCCUCUGGCAGCACACGCACCACCCUCUGCGAGAAAACGUUAAACCUUCGGGGCCCAUUCCCACUCUCACCUUAAACCUGUGCCCCUCCAGUUUUGGGCUCCCCCCUACCCUUGGGGAAGAAGACCUCGGCUAUUCACCCUAUCCAUGCCUCUCAUGAUUUUGUAAGCCUCCAUAAGGCCAUGCCCCCUCAGCCUCCCAAUCUCCAUGGAAAGUAGCCCACAGCAGUGUCCUGUCUCCACAUUACAAUGUCCUGUGUACACACUGUGGCAUCCCAUUUACACAGUGCAUCAUUUAUACAUCGCUUCCCUUGUAGCCACUGCACUGUCCCUUUUACACACUGCUGUGGCGAUGUCCCAUUUACACGUCGUACAGACCACCUCCUGCAGACAGAGUCUGGAGACUUUCGAUGGGGGUGACAGGAGUGGGGAGUUGCUAAGCUUGACUGCUGGGGACCAGGACAGAAGAGGGAAGGUGUGGAUCGUGUUGGCUAAUGAUUCUGGUCACCAGUAUACAGAGUCAGAAAAGGGAACAUUCUGCUGUAAAUAAUCAGAGCGGACCCUCCGACAGUGCCCGCUCCCUCAGCACUGACCCUCCGACAGUGAGGUGCUCCCUCAGCGCUGACCCUCCGACAGUACCCACUCCCUCAGCACUGACCCUCCGACAGUGCCCGCUCCCUCAGCGCUGACCCUCCGACAGUGCCCGCUCCCUCAGCACUGACCCUCCGACAGUGCCCGCUCCCUCAGCACUGACCCUCCGACAGUGAGGUGCUCCCUCAGCGCUGACCCUCCGACAGUACCCACUCCCUCAGCACUGACCCUCCGACAGUGCCCGCUCCCUCAGCACUGACCCUCUGACAGUGCCUGCUCCCUCAGCACUGACCCUCUGACAGCGCCCGCUCCCUCAGCGCUGACCCUCCGACAGUGCCCGCUCUUCAGCGCUGACCCUCCAACAGUGCCCGCUCCCUCAGCACUGACCCUCCAACAGUGCCCGCUCCCUCAGCACUGACCCUCCGACAGUGCCCGCUCCCUCAGCACUGACCCUCCGACAGUGCCCGCUCCCUCAGCACUGAACCUCCGACAGCGCCCGCUCCCUCAGCGCUGGCCCUCCGACAGUGCCCGCUCCCUCAGCGCUGACCCUCCGACAGUGCCCGCUCCCUCAGCACUGACCCUCCAACAGUGCCCGCUCCCUCAGCACUGACCCUCCGACAGUGCCCGCUCCCUCAGCGCUGACCCUCUGACAGUGCCCGCUCCCUCAGCACUGACCCUCCGACAGUGCCCGUUUUCUCAGCACUGACCCUCCGACAGCGCCCGCUCCCUCAGCGCUGGCCCUCCGACAGUGCCCGCUCCCUCAGCGCUGACCCUCCGACAGUGCCCGCUCCCUCAGCACUGACCCUCCGACAGUGCCCAUUCUCUCAGCGCUGACCCUCCGACAGUGCCCGCUCCCUCAGCACUGACCCUCCGACAGUGCCCGCUCCCUCAGCGCUGACCCUCUGACAGUGCCCGCUCCCUCAGCACUGACCCUCCGACAGUGCCCGUUUUCUCAGCACUGACCCUCCGACAGCGCCCGCUCCCUCAGCGCUGGCCCUCCGACAGUGCCCGCUCCCUCAGCGCUGACCCUCCGACAGUGCCCGCUCCCUCAGCACUGACCCUCCGACAGUGCCCAUUCUCUCAGCGCUGACCCUCCGACAGUGCCCGCUCCCUCAGCGCUGACCCUCCGACAGUGCCCGCUCCCUCAGCACUGACCCUCCGACAGUGCCCGCUCCCUCAGCACUGACCCUCCGACAGUGCCCGCUCCCUCAGCACUGACCCUCCGACAGUGCCCGCUCCCUCAGCACUGACCCUCCGACAGUGCCCGCUCCCCAGCACUGACCCUCCGACAGUGCCCGCUCCCUCAGCACUGACCCUCCGACAGUGCCCGCUCCCUCAGUGCUGACCCUCCGACAGUGCCCGCUCCCUCAGCACUGACCCUCCGACAGUUCCCGCUCCCUCAGCACUGACCCUCCGACAGUGCCCGCUCCCUCAGCACUGACCCUCCGACAGUGCCCGCUCCCUCAGCACUGACCCUCUGACAGUGCCCGCUCCCUCAGCGCUGACCCUCUGACAGUGCCCGCUCCCUCGGCGCUGACCCUCCGACAGUGCCCGCUCCCUCAGCACUGACCCUCCGACAGUGCGCGCUCCCUCAGCACUGACCCUCCGACAGUGCGCGCUCCCUCAGCACUGACCCUCCGACAGUGCCCGCUCCCUCAGCACUGACCCUCCGACAGUGCCCGCUCCCUCAGCACUGACCCUCCGACAGUGCCCGCUCCCUCAGCACUGACCCUCCGACAGUGCCCGCUCCCUCAGCGCUGACCCUCCGACAGUGCCCGCUCCCUCAGCGCUGACCCUCCGACAGUGCCCGCUCCCUCAGCGCUGACCCUCCGACAGUGAGGUGAGAGUGACAGCGUGCAACAUCAAGACUGCAUUUGAUCAAGCGUGUCAGCAAGGAGCCCUGGCAAAACUGGAAUCAAUGGGCAUCGGGGGCAAACUCAGUCCUGGCAAGGACUUACGUGACACAUUGGAAGAUGGUCAUGGGUUGUUGGAGGUCAGUCAUCUUAGCUCCAGGGCAUCUCUGCAGGAGUUCCUCAGGCUAAUGUCCCAAACAGGCCCCGAACCAUCUUCUGCUGCUUCAUCCAUGACCUUCCCUCCAUUACAAGGCCAGACGUGGGGACAUUUUUGCCGAUGAUUGCACAAGGCUCAGGACCGUUCGUCCCCCUCCUCAGAUACUGAAGCAGCCCGUGUCCAAAUGUAACAGGCUCUGGACAAUGUCCAGGCUUGGGCUGACAAGUGGUAAGUGACAUUCACGCCCCACAAAUACCAGGCUAUCACUGUCACCAAUGCGAGAGAAUCUAACCACUGCCCGCUUGACAUUCAAUGGCGUUACCAUCACGGAAUACCGUCCCCGACCCCACUGUCAACAUUAUGGGGGUCACCAUUGACCGGAAACUGAAGUGGACUUGCCACAUGAACACAGCUAUGCGAGCGGGACAGAGCCUGGGAGCCCUGCAGCGAGUAACUCACCUCCCGACUUCACGUCGAAGCCUGGCAAGGCACAACUCAGGAGUGUGAGGGAAUGCUUUAAACUUGGCUAGAUGGCUUUGGGUCCCCAAGCUGUCGAGAAGCUCGACACCCUUCCAGGACACGGCAGCCCCCUUGGUUGUCGCAGCUUCCACCAUUUGCCACCACCGACGCUCAGUAACAGCAGCGUGUACCAUCUGCAAGAUGCACUGAAUAAAUAGAAACCUCGUGUAGCUCCUUCCAAGGCAACAGCUAUUCAGAUCUAGAAGGACAAGGGUAGCACCUACGCGGGAACGCCACUUUCUGCAAGCUGCGAGCCACUCAGCAUCCUGACUUGGACAUACGUCGGCCGUUCCUUCACUGUCGCUGGAUCUGAAUCCUGGAAUUCCAUCCCUAAGAGCGUUUUGGGCCAAGCUAUAGCAUGUGGACUGCAGCGGCUCGAGAACGAAGCUCACCAGCAGCUUCUGAAUGGCAACUCGGGACAGGGGUAAUAAAUGCUGGGCCCGUCCGGAGCUGUAAAUGUCCCAUGAGCGAAUAAAAGAAUAUUUACAGCA